Molecule: messenger RNA, 2409 nt
Organism: Symbiodinium sp. CCMP2592
Lineage: Eukaryota; Dinophyceae; Suessiales; Symbiodiniaceae
Source: the annotation of a GenBank genome assembly
AUGGCAUGCCGUUUGCUCGUGGUGAUUGUGCUUCAGGCUUUGGUGUGUUCUGCAUGGGCACAGGGCAUGGAUUUGAUGCCAGUCCAAGCGCCCGAAGCCGAUCCGCCUGCGCAGGAGUUGGGAGGACAGACAGAUCCCAUGAGCGAGCUGCUGCACUGGGCCAUUGAGAACAGCGAUCCGGAGCUCCUGAAGAAUCUCACGGAGAAGUACAAGGAGCAGAACCUCACCACGAAGGACAUCUACGGGCAAGAUGUCAUCGAUGCCUUCUUCAAAACCGAGGGAGACGUUCUCAGCGAGCAGAUAGCCAUCAUCCAGGACUAUCGGAAUCACUCCUUGCCGGAGAGCGAAAUUCAAGCCGCGCUGGAAGAGUUGGAGGAAGUCCUGCACCAGGUGGAUCAUGCCGGCAAUCUGCACAAGAUGGGAGGAAUGCAGCCAAUGUUAGACCUUGCGUUGGGCACAGAUCGGGAGGAGGCAACCCGGGCUCUGGCGCUCUGGGCUUUGGGGGUCGCCGUACAGAACAAUGCUCCCGUGCAGAGAGAUCUGCACAGCCUCGGAGGUCUUCAGCGGAUGGCUUCUCAUUUGCCUCGGUGUGGAGGUACUCCGGGACAAGUACCGGAGGCAUCGGCUGCUUUCUGUGGCAAGCUGCUCUUUGCCAUCUCCGGUCUGUCAAAGAACUCGAACGUCCUUCAGGCCGAGGCAGACCACUUGGGCGUGCCCGACUGGAUGAUCGCGGUCGGACUCAAACACGACAGCGUGGCCGUCGUGAAGAAGGCCCUGGGUUACUUAGACAUCCUCCUCGCCCAGAAUCCGGAGGCGCCGUUCCUGGACCGAGCCACCCCUGCCGAGCUGGUGGAUCCAUUGCUCGAGCUGGUUCGGGGACGAGACGGGCCAGACGUGGACACCUCCGAGAAGGCGAUUUCACUCUUCAGCCGCCUUUGCGAGUUGCGGCCCGGUGAGUUUGCUGCGCAUGCGAAGGAUAAGCUGUCCACACUUCGCAAGCAGAUGCAGAAAGAUGAAGGCGUGCGACAGACCCUGAUGCGAAAGCGCUGCGAUGUUCUCAAGCUCUCCGACUUCAAGCUGAGUAUCCCGAGCUGCUGGUUUUUCAACAAUGGGACUGGGCACAAGGAGUCGAUAUCCUUCCUGGACGCAGUCUCACGUGUCUCCUUUCCCGGUUCUGCGAACCCUGUGGCACCAAUGGUGGACAUCGGGGCUGGUGGUACCGGCGACGCCUCCCAGCAGGCCAGAGCGGCGUCUUCCGCGGCCGCAGCUCCGUCCUGCGCCGAUGGAGACCUGCGACCGGGACACCUGGUCCGGGUCGAAGUCAACGGCCUGGCGUCCGAGAGCGGGAAGUUGCUGAAUGGCCAGCGAGGCCUUCUCUGCGACUUCCUCGAGGCGACUGGCAGAUGGCAGGUUCGCAUCGGAGAGAAGCUCGUGAGCUUGAAGCCUGUGAACUUGAGCAAGGCCGAGCUUUUCACCGCAGUUCCGACUCCGGAGGCGGUGAGCGAGCGCGAGCCGGAGCAAGCUCGGCGAAGAAGCCGAAGCCGAAGCCGGAGCAGCAGUAGCAGCUCAAGCUCCUCAUCCUCCCGGUCUACGGCCAGGAAAGAGGAAGAGGAAGCGCCGUUGAAGACCGGCGAGGAGGUGGAGAUUUUCGGUCUCAGCUCCGAGGGAGGCAAGGCUCUCAACGGCCAGAAGGGCGUCGUGACCGAGUACAGCACCGAACGGGAUCGCUGGGAGGUCAUGAUUUCCUUGGAGAAGGUUGUGAGCCUUCGCCCGCGGAAUCUGCGGAGGUCGAAGCCUCCGCCUGGCGCGAUGCAACCCGGGCGCCCCGGGCAGACGCAAAAAGCAGAGGGGUCACUUGCUUCGCUUCUUGGCAUGGGAAAAGCCAAAGAGGAGCCGAGGUCUGAAUCGCAGCAGGCCUCGUCAACUUCGCAGUGGCAGUCAGUGUGGUCCAGGAGCGCUGGACAGGCCCAGGCGGCCCGACCACCCGCCUCAGCCAUGAGCGAAGAGCAACUCUCGUAUCUUGAAAGCUUUCAAACCGACGCAGAGAAGGUGGAGCUGAAACGCCUCAAGCGCGAGUCCAAGAUCCGGCGCGAGUUGGUAAUGCAAGGCAUCACGGACGAGGAUAUGGUGCGGGAGGUGAUCCGUCAGCGUGAGGAGGAGCGACAGCAGACCAUACUUUUCCGUGGCAAGGCCGGGAACUGCAGGGUUGGAUUGAUCGUUUUUUGUUUACUGUUUGAGGUUCAGGGUGCCCUUUUGAUUUUCUCCGGUGCUGGCAAGCCGAAAAAGGCCACUGUAAUAACGAAAGCCGUGAACCGACCCUCUACGUAUUACACCCAAAAAAACCCCAAAGCAUACACAGCAACCACGAUCCUGGUUUGGAACCAUACUCCGAAGCAACAGCCAAAAUAA